AUGUGUUCGCAGCGAAAAUUCGCAUUAGAUUGCUUGGGUAAUUCGACCAUCGUUACUCCAUAUUUGCAUAUGUGCCUGGACCGAGCAAAGUAUGAUGCAUUUGGAUCAAAUAUGGUGAGGCUCGAUUACGCUCACGCUCGGGCGGAAAUGUCGGGUAUUCCGCUCGGCGUCGGUGGUCCGCCGCCUCCGGGGAUGGAUGCAAAAUGUGGACGAUUGGUCUGUAUAAAAGUACGAAUGCUAGACGACAGUGUAGCCGUGUUUCAUCUUGGACACAAAGCAAUCGGACAAACAUUGUUGGACGAAGUGGCCAGACACUUAAAUCUCCUUGAAAACGAUUAUUUUGGUUUGGAGUACAUCGACAAUUCUGGUUGCCAUUGUUGGCUCGACGCUGAUAAGCCCAUACUUCGGCAGAUCAGUUCCCAUGCAAGUGAUGCUAAAUUUUAUUUUAUUGUCAAAUUUUAUACUCCAAAUCCUAUCGACCUAGAAGAGGAGUAUACAAGGUAUCUUCUCACACUUCAAAUUCGACGGGAUCUGUCUGUAGGAGAGCUGCACUGCGCAGAAACUACGGCAGCGCUUCUUGCGGCCUACCUAGUCCAGUCCGAAUGCGGCGAUUUCUCAGCCGAAGACUAUCCUGAUGCUACUUACCUCUCUCACUCUCGAUUUAUACCCCAUCAAACUAUUGAGUUUCAACAGAAGGUGAUGGAAAAUCACAGGAACUUGAUUGGUAUGAGCCCCGGUGAAAGUGAUUUUGCAAUGCUUGAAGUUGCGAGACGAUGUGAUUUCUAUGGAAUCAAGCUUCACCCUGCUAAGGAUAUUGAAGGCACUGAUGCUAGACUAGCUGUGCUUCACCUUGGCAUCAAAGUCUACCAUCAACUUCAGUGUGUAUCUACAUUUUCUUGGGCAAAGAUUCGCAAGCUCAGCUUCAAACGCAAGAAAUUGCUAGUCAAGCUUCAUCCUGAUAGCUAUCAAUACUACAAAGAGACCAUACAAUUCGUCUUUGAUUCACGUAAUGAAUGCAAGUCUUUCUGGAAGAAAUGUGUCGAACAUCAUGCCUUUUUUCGUUGUUCUGCUGCUGAUUGCACUAGGAAGGAUAAUCGCCUAUUUAGCAAAGGUUCAUCGUUCAGGUACCAUGGUCGAACACAGAAACAGCUGAUCGACUAUGUUCGUGAACAUCACAAGCGAAGGGAACCUUUUACAAGGCCUCUGCGGUCAGCCGCUUCGCCUCGCUGCCCUCCUCCAUUCGCGCUCUAUUCUGUGGUGUCAGAACGCAAGAAGAAUGGAGGCUCUCAUCCUUCCGUUUCGCAAUUACCGAAUCAGUCACACUCACAAGACAGUGCAGGUACCUUAGAUGCGCGUGGACAUCGACACGAUAAAGAGUGUGCUGAACAUCAGAAACAUCGUACAAAACAAAAAGUUAGCAUACCUAAGGAGCCGCCGCAUGAAAAGGAGAAUGUGUCAAUAUCGUUGCCUAAUGUGCUUAGUGAUGACAUACAGGUUGUUUGUAGAGAGCUUGAAAUUGAGAGUGCCGAACCGCCUAAGUCAUUAUCCGGUGAUAAUUUCAAUAACAUACGUCCUGACUACGAUAAUAUUAGUGAAGACUCGUACAGACUAUCUGAUCAUGAACGCUCAACUAAGUCUGACGUUGGAGUGCCGUCCAGAGCCGCCACUCAUAGUGCUACCUUUAACACCUCGAAGCGUGCUGGUAAUGUAGUAGUAAAGCGAGUUAUAUCGCAGUCGAAGUCAACUCCUCAGUCCACAGACGAAGAAGAUUCUGCCAGUAACUCUGUCGCUUCAACUUCUACCGGUCGUCGACGUCUGAAGGAAUAUCCGUUCAACUCGACAAGCUUUGUUCCAAUCGAAAUUGAUGGCCCGAAUGUUGACAUCUCCGUCAGGAGAAGCACCGGUCCUAUCUACACCUCGACAGGAGCGCUACUUCUAAAACCGAAGGUCAUUUCAACACAUGAGAGCGAGUAUACAACUGUGAAAAUCGUCUCGGAUCCGAUAGCGCCUAGCACUUCUGUGGCAGCUCCACCGCUUCAACAUCAGUCGAAGCAGAUCCCGCCACAGGCAAAGAAGCAGGUCCCGCUGCAGCCUGUGGCUUCUGUAGCUCCUGUUCCACCUGCACCUCCACCUGUAGCUCCAGUGAGUGAUGAACCAAUUUAUGGAGCAAAAGGUCCACUACCUGGAAAAGUCAUCACCAAGGAGACUAUGGUCAUCACACCGAAUGGAGUGAGAGAAAGAGGACCGAAACCAGCAGUCAUGCCAAAGCCAACGAAAGCCGUGAUUCCUCAGCAUGUAACUCCACACAUCGCUAAAUCACAGGAACUUCCUGAUCAUCCGGUGGUUCGAAUGACGGAGGACAUUCCUGCAGUUGUACCCAAGAAGGAGGAGCCGAAAGAAGCCGAAACGAAAGUUAGGGCACCACCAACUCGUCCGAAGUUGAUAUCGGUGAAAAGCGAAGACAGUCCGAAUGUGGAGAAGUGCCACCUAUUCAACAGCGAAAUCCCUUACACUUUGACUUUGAGAAAGGUUGACAGCGCCGAGUCGCUGUCACUGACUACAUUCAAGGAUAAGCCGAGGGAAUACGAUACUGGAUCGUUGAGAAAGCUUUCGAAAAGUCCGGAUCAGUUCAAGCGGCGAAAGUCACUAGAUCUUGUGCCACGCAAGCGACUUCCAUCGCCUAGAAAUUUCUCCUCGCAGGACCACUCCAUUUCACCAACUACGCCUGAGGGAAAUGUGCUCGACUAUGUUCUGAGGCAUCGUUCUCAAAGUCAUGAGAGGCCUGAGAGACGAGGCAAGCGAGGAGAUGUAAGGAGGCAAACGCAGCCGGUUCGCUUCGACCUACCUCCGAGUCCUUGCUCACCUGUGAGCGGGAGCACGCCCUUCAUUAGCUGUCUUCACGAUGACGUAGUCGACGACAGCAAAUCCGAAUCCAGGAGUUUGCACGAAGAAAUGGAGAAGCUGGAAGGUGUGCUGGGGCUGAAUGUGGUUGCCCCCGAAAAGGAACAGAAGGAGGAUUCGGAAGGCAGCGACUCGCUCCCUCCUCCGCCGGAGACGGUGGUGAAGCCGCCUCCGCCGCCACCACCUCCGAAACCGAAGGGAAUAGCCGAGCAUGUUGCUGAGCUAAAAACGUCAGUCAUUAUGACUUCCGUGGUGAAAUCGACUGCUACUAAAGAAAAAACGACGGAAGAAGCUAAGGCAUUUCGACAGCAGGACGAACAAACGCCAUUCAUUGACGAAUCUCCUAAAAGCUCCGAAGAAACGUUGCCGGUUUCUCGACGAACUGAGACGGGACUAUUAGUGGGAACGAGCACUAGCCUGACCUCACACUUAUCGCAGCGAAUUUAUGGAAGCGAUUCUAGCGAAAGCGGUAGCGAAUCCAUCGUAGGUACAACUUAUUCAAAAGACUGUCGAACGGCAAAAUCAUCACAAAGCUCUUUGAACACCAAGAAAAGCCAAAAAUCAUCUACAUCCACACGGCUUGAGUCAGAAUGGCUCGACUGGUCACUUGUCGGUAUUGAUAGCGAUGAUCUCGCUGGAUACAAUAAAGAAAUCAUGCACUCUGAUGUUUACAACUUUAUACUCGAAGAUCUCCUGGACCAUGAGCGAACCGCUGCUCGAGAUUUCCGUUUGGUUUGUGAAAACUUACCUCGAUUGGUAGAGCCAUUGUUGGAAAGUUCUGCAGUGGCUGUGCAGUUGACCAAGAAACUCAAAGAGCUGAGGGAUGCUCAAGCCAAGUUCUUGGGAGAGCUGAGUAGCAUAGAAAACGCUUCACAACUUGCACAACGAUUGCUAUGCAUAACGCAUAAUGUUCUGCCAAUUUAUACCUCACUCCUGGAACAAUACCCCAUCUACAUCGCUGCACUCGAUCAACUGAGCAAGAACAACUUGGAGUUUCGCAGUGCGAUCAGUAGGCUUGAGGAGUCAGGUCAAUGCUACAUAGCUUUCAACUGGAUUCUGUUAAAAAUUCUUCAUCGAUUGAUUGCCUGGCGACCGAUACUCACUCGACUCAUCGAAUGGCAGUUAUCUGAAGGAGUUGGUGACAGCGAUAUUGGCCCAGUUCGUGUGGCUCUGGAAAAAAUCUCAAAGUUUGCUGAAUCAAGCAGCAAGCAGAGGGAGGCGAUAUGUGAAUUUGUGGCUCUCCUUCAACUCGAAGGAGACACAGGCACACAAGGAAUGUUGACGCAACCGAGCAGGCGUCUUCUGCGAUUUGGCUGGGUUUUACGAUGGUCACCAAGAGCUCUGUCCCCUCGCAUGCUACUCCUGUUCAAUGACGAGGUUCUAGUUGCUCAUCGUUCCAGUGAAACUCCAUUUGCGAUAAGUGUGGAACUCAAACUUAAAGGGCUAUUAGUGGAAGAUGGAGAUUCGUUUAAUGUAACUGGAGAACGCGAUGACGUGUUUACGCUACAUUUAGGGAAGAAGUCUAUUAUUCUAGUUAGCUCCAUAAAAGAUGAUUGGGUGAAGGAGAUAAGCACAGCAGUGAAAGAAGACGUCAAAAAUCGUCUCGAUCUGCCUCCACUCAAGUUGGAGAAUACUUCACGAUUUCCAAACGGCGACAACCUGGAAAGCGUUGAUGAGCCCCAACUGAAGGAUCGGCGGAAGCUUAGCCCGUUGCAAGUUUGCUGGCAUCGAAAGACCACAUUGAACAUCCGGCAAAUUCAUGAUAUUGUUGGUGUAUCCCACUCAGGAUAUUUAUUGCGAAAACUGCGCAAUUCAAAUGGAUGGCAGAAACUAUGGACAGAGCUCACAUCCCAUACGUUGUUUUUCUACAAAACUCAUCAGGACGACAUACCUUUAGCCAAUCUACCACUGCUAGAGUAUAAACUGGGUAUGCCAUCGGUGACGGAUCAUGUAAAUCAUUCCAACUGCUUUAAACUUGUCUAUUCAAAUCACGAGUACUUUUUCCGUACAUUCGGAUCAUAUUCAUUCCAAAGAUGGACUGAAGCCCUGCGUAAGGCAGCCAUAUCACAAGUUGUUCCCGAUGUCGUGACGGCUCUUUCUCUAAGGAUCUGAUAGAUUUCUGCCCCAUAAAAGCCUUUCACUUGAAUCAUGGUCAUACUUUGUUCGUUUUUUCGUUGUUCGUUGUCAAAGUUACAUGUGCUUGUAUGAGCAUUUCAUCAUUGUUAAAUAGGAU
This is a messenger RNA of Cylicocyclus nassatus, 5134 nucleotides long. NCBI's taxonomy places the organism in Eukaryota, Metazoa, Nematoda, Chromadorea, Rhabditida, Strongylidae. The record is from the annotation of a GenBank genome assembly.